Messenger RNA from Boleophthalmus pectinirostris (great blue-spotted mudskipper), 1165 nucleotides. RefSeq lists its product as uncharacterized. The coding region runs from base 356 to 1165 and encodes 269 amino acids. The transcript has 2 exons. NCBI's taxonomy places the organism in Eukaryota, Metazoa, Chordata, Actinopteri, Gobiiformes, Gobiidae. The record is from RefSeq and is a predicted model, not a curated record.
GAGCAAACAACUACUGACACAAUCUACAAGACAUCAAAAGUAACCAUUGAUGGCACAGACUAUGGCUGUGGAAUGUUUCUGUCUGUAGGAGUCAGCGGUGGACUAUCUAAAUUCAGCAAAAUAGAACAGAUCUUCCUUGUCAAUCACAAUGUAUCUUUUCUGUGUUGUGAUUAUGACUCUUGGUAUGUAGAACAUCUACGGUCCUACGAGCUGUCGACUGCAAAUACAAGCCUGUCAAUCCACCUUCAGUCUGAGUUGAAUGAUACAGCCCCCCUCUCAGCAUACAAGGUAGACGGAUCGCUGCUGCUGACCCCCAAGAGGUUCAUUCAAGUGAGAGGGAACUGAGUUCAGCACAAUGGCAGCUGCAUCUCCACAACCAAUGAUCCUUCGUGUUGUUGAUCCAGACCAGGCUAGAAAACUAAAACUCAGCUCAAGACCAGCCUCUGUUGAUGCACUGAUCAAGAUUAUAAAAGAACAAUUGGAAAUUGACCUCCACUUUGAUUUGCUGUAUGAAGAUCCAGACUUUGACGGGAAGCUUACUUCCCUUACAGACAUUCAGGAUUUGCCACAAAAAGCUAUUGUCCACAUCGCAGUUUCAGAGGACUCCAGCUCUAUUGCAUCUACUAUUCUGCUUUCAGAUGUGUCAUCUCCAGAGCGUCUCUGCAGAUGGCCUCCUGGUCCUUUUCCAGUUCCCACAUUUGCAUUUGAUGUUGAGCUGAAACUUCGAGAUGGAAAUGCAGAAUAUGAGAAGAGCAACACACACCUUAAGUUGACAAGAGACCUUAAGCACGACAUUUUGGAAAACCUUGCAUCGACUAUAUAUGGUUUUAAGGCUUACCCAAGUGAUAAAGAGAUUGCAAUGGCUGCUGAGGCUCUUGUAGCCAAACAUCCCUGUUUGAAGGAAGCUGGAUCUGAAACUGGCUGGAAUGGGUGGAAAAAUAGCAUCAAGUUUAAGAUGGGCAAUUUCCGAAGCAAGAUGAGACGGGCUGGUUGUCAGGAGGUUAGCGUUAAUGCCGGAAAAAAAGAAGCAGAAGUAAUCCUGAAAAUGAACCUUCACAUUCCAACAUUAAAAGACCCAAGCGAGCUGAGAUCAACUUCCUCAUUCUCGUCAUUGAAGGUGAUGUUGUGGUCAGCCUCCCCAGACUUGGUGAAGCCUUCCUGGUAG